GUGAGGAUUAUGGAAGAGGCAAUGGGACCAUGUGUUUUUGUGCAGUUUCUUUUCAACGUGGUAGUAAUGUGCAUCUACGCCUUCGUAUUGGCCGGGGUUCGCAAUAUGAAUGUUGGAAGCCUCGCGAUAUGUUUAACAAACCUCAUUUCCACUUGUGUCGAGAACUUCGGCUACUGCUGGUUUGGGAACGAAAUAAUAUCACAGAGCGAGCAGCUGGCCUUCUCGGCGUACAGCAGCGGUUGGGUGGGCAGCGGCAGCCGCUACCAGAAGUCCCUGAUGGUACUGACGAUGCGAGCCCAGCGCCCGCUGUGCCUCACCGUGGGCAGCCUCUACACACUCUCCAGGGAGACCUUCCUCACGCUUCUAAAUGGGUCGUACAGCUUCCUUGCUGUUCUGCUUCAGCUGAACAACUCCAACUGAGAACUGGACUCGAC
This is a messenger RNA of Schistocerca piceifrons (Central American locust), 434 nucleotides long. Its product is annotated as odorant receptor Or2-like. The transcript is spliced from 4 exons. Gene Ontology annotation, molecular function: olfactory receptor activity; odorant binding. The record is from RefSeq and is a predicted model, not a curated record. Gene Ontology annotation, cellular component: plasma membrane. The coding region runs from base 10 to 420 and encodes 136 amino acids. Gene Ontology annotation, biological process: detection of chemical stimulus involved in sensory perception of smell; sensory perception of smell. NCBI's taxonomy places the organism in Eukaryota, Metazoa, Arthropoda, Insecta, Orthoptera, Acrididae.